UUUCGAACAUAAAUAGAUUGUAUAGUUGGGAAGCAAUUAAAAUGCUUCUUUUUCAUUUAUGCUUUUUUUUUAAGAUUCCACUUUCUGCUUUUGCAAAUGUCGACAACAUUAUCAAUAACUCUCUAUGUUGUUCUAUUAAAAAAGGCAUAAGUAUACUUUAUGUACACACUUUCAUUUUUGCGACUUUUCAGGAUGAAGAUGGUUUAUAAAAACUAGACUUGUUUCAGAACUAAAUAUGCAGUUUUGUAGAGCGAAGCUCGCUCUAUCGAUUGACAUGUUUCACUUAGAACAAGCCUAGUUUAUAUAAACAGCUUCCACUCUCAAAAGUCUUAAACACCUUUGUUUUUGCAACUUAUGGGGGCAAAGUUUGUCUAUAUAAACUAGAUUUGCUCUAAGUGAAACAUGUCAAUUGAUAAAACGAGCUUCGCUCUAGAAAACUGCAUAUUUAGUUCUGAAACAAGUCUAGUUUAUAAAAACCAUCUUCAUUCUCAAUAGUCGCAAAAACAAAGGUGUUUACAUUAAGUAUACUUAUACCAUAUUUACAUCAGGUUGUAAUCUUCGUUCGAUAUUAGCAGUACAGCGACGUUAUAAUCAAACAUCGAUAACAACAACAGUUGAUCGACGUCGUCGUCAAUCUUGGCAAGAUUUUAAUGAAUAUCAUAGUGUACCUUAUUAUCAAUAUACUUGUGCUGUUCGAAGAGGAUUUCAUAAAAAUAUUCAAUGUAAUAUGAAUAAUGAACAUUUAAUAAGUAAACAAGAAAUUCUUUCCGAUGUUGAAGAAGAAAUAGUUGACGAAAAUCAAAUGAAAGGUUGUAGAAAAGAAACAGUUCAAGAAACAAUACAUCAUUCAUUAAUAUCACAAGAUCGUGUUCAUAUAUCGAUUAUGACACAAGCUUCUUUUCUUAUCUCACGACGGUCACGUCAGGCACUAGUUCGGAUAUGUACUGAAUCCGUUUCACCACAUACUAUUCAUCGUCGAUCGAGAUCUGCUUCUCGACCACUUGUAUCAAUACUACGUCAUAGUAGUGUACCAGCUAUACCUCGACCGACUAGAUUAGUUGAAUCAUCACAUAUUUAUAAAAGUAAAGUUGAUGGAAAAAUUUAUGAUCUUAAAGAAUUUACUAUUCCACGAUAUUAUCGAUUGUACAAUGAUGUUAGUUUUCGAGAAAUAUACAAUUUCUCACGUUUACUCGAUGCAUAUUUGCAAACAAAUCGAACAAUUACAGAAGAUUAUUCAAAGAUGAUUAAAAACUUUGCAUUAAAACAACAAUUACCAUCUCCUAUAACAAGUGUCGCAUAA
Rotaria sp. Silwood1 is the source of this 1300-nucleotide messenger RNA. The record is from the annotation of a GenBank genome assembly. NCBI's taxonomy places the organism in Eukaryota, Metazoa, Rotifera, Eurotatoria, Philodinida, Philodinidae.